AGAUUAUCUACUCAUUGCAAAUAGAAAAUUAAAAUAAAAUGUGCAGAAUAAACAUACGACCAGUUACUUGAUACAAAAAGGAUUUAUCUACGUAUAUAUGACGCUGGUUAAAGGUAACUUUGAGACUUCCAAUCCAGGUUUCCAGACCGAUCGAAUGUUCGAGAACUUUGCUGGUAUGGCAAACGGAGCAGAAGGUGGGACGCCAAACCCAGAAGGCGAAUCUGCAAACAAGGAAACAUUGGAAGAAACUGCAAAAAUGUUCGCAGAAAUACAGCGUUUAGGUGCAACAACCCAAAGCGAUGAUACAAUACCACUUCUCAAAGCCAUGAUUGAACCUACCUUGACAGAGGAGGAAAAGCCCAUCGCCCUUGAAUUGUUGAUGGCGAAACCUAGAGAGGAAAUCCCGGACGACGACACAGGGCUAGGAGAUGCUAAGCUGAGUGUUCGCUUGAAGGAAAUGGAAGAAGACGCCAGAAGAGGCAGGGGUCAUGCCUCGGGUGAGUUCAGACCACUGAACAUUGGCAAUAGGCUAGGAGGACUAGAGGGUUCACAAGGUGGCCUGGAAGGAAUAGGCAGCCACUAAUGAGGCUAAGGGUUUAGUUGCAGCCACCAGUAACUCAAGCACUUUCCAUCAACAUCAACGCAUUCCAGCAACGAUCAUGAUUGACUGUAAUUCAAACUAUUUAAGCAUCAGUAUAAAAAUUAUUUGUUAACCCAUAUCUUGCAUAUAGCCUAACUUACUAGGCAGCAUUUUCAAUAAGACAUAAGUCUUUAAUCAUUUGAAGCUUUCAGUUUUUUCUUCAACUGAGUCAUUCAUGUUAAGUCAUUAAAUCAUGCAGCAUUUUUAUAAGACAUUACUCUUUUAAAAAUGUAUUAUUUAAAAUGGUGUAACUUUUCAAAUCCGUCAUUUAAUGCUUUUAUUUGUAACAUGUACGUGUUUCAAUCAGUCAGCAUUUUAAAUAUAAUUAUAUGAUAUAUAUUUUGUAUGAUCUGAUGUUUUUUACAUUGAUAUAUUUGUAUCAUGUGAUGGUAUUUUAAGAUCUUGUGUUUAGUUGUGUAAGUUUUGUUUUGCUUGCAUAUAGUUUACUGUUGUCAAUGAAUGAAUGAUGAUUUAUUAUUAAUUAAUUGUGGUCCGAUUGAUUAUACCGGUAUACACAUUUAUGAAACUGUAUGCAAAUAUUGUUGAGUUUUUCAAUAAAUCAUCUCAAUAGAU
Dreissena polymorpha is the source of this 1213-nucleotide messenger RNA. RefSeq lists its product as uncharacterized. The transcript has 10 exons. The coding region runs from base 98 to 583 and encodes 161 amino acids. The record is from RefSeq and is a predicted model, not a curated record. NCBI's taxonomy places the organism in Eukaryota, Metazoa, Mollusca, Bivalvia, Myida, Dreissenidae.